UGCGUCAUCACGCUUGACCUUGUCUUCUUCUCUUGGUUUUUCCCACAGCUACAGACGCAGAGGACAGCAGCAUGGCGACUCCAGACCCAGAAAACUUCAUGAAGCAGAUGGGGCAGAUGGCAGGCCGGAUGUCAUCCGGACCGAAGGGUUUAGGGAUCGGACUGAAGCUGCUGAUCGGCGCUGGAGCUCUGGCUUAUGGAGUGAGGGAGGCCACGUUCACAGUUGAAGGAGGGCAGAGAGCGAUCAUCUUCAACCGGGUCGGGGGCAUGCAGAUGGACACGGUCCUCUCUGAAGGACUGCACUUCAGGAUCCCCUGGAUCCAGUACCCCAUCAUCUACGACAUCAGAGCCCGCCCCCGGAAGAUCUCCUCGCUCACAGGAAGCAAAGAUCUGCAGAUGGUGAACAUCUCUCUGCGCGUGCUCUCGCGGCCGCUGGCCUCCAACCUGCCGAUCCUCUACCAGCAGCUCGGACAGGACUACGAUGAGAGAGUUCUGCCCUCCAUCGUCAACGAGGUGCUGAAGAGCGUCGUGGCAAAGUUCAACGCCUCGCAGCUCAUCACUCAGAGAGCACAG
Trematomus bernacchii (emerald rockcod) is the source of this 572-nucleotide messenger RNA. Its product is annotated as prohibitin-2-like. Gene Ontology annotation, biological process: mitochondrion organization. Gene Ontology annotation, cellular component: membrane; mitochondrion. The record is from RefSeq and is a predicted model, not a curated record. Lineage: Eukaryota; Metazoa; Chordata; Actinopteri; Perciformes; Nototheniidae.